Molecule: messenger RNA, 1476 nt
Organism: Rhipicephalus sanguineus (brown dog tick)
Lineage: Eukaryota; Metazoa; Arthropoda; Arachnida; Ixodida; Ixodidae
Product: facilitated trehalose transporter Tret1-2 homolog
Exons: 1
Coding region: 1-1476 (491 amino acids)
Biological process (GO): carbohydrate transport; transmembrane transport
Cellular component (GO): membrane
Molecular function (GO): sugar transmembrane transporter activity
Source: RefSeq, a predicted model, not a curated record
AUGCAGCGUGCGCUCAAGGUGCCCGCCUUCUACUAUGUGGCCGGCUCGGCGUCGCUCGCUUCGGUGGCCAUGGGCAGCGUCAUGGGCUACUCGGCUCCGGCCCUGGCUAGCAUGGCAGCCCGAGGCGUCCACAUGACGCGCUCCCAGGAGACUUGGUUCGGCUCGGUGCUCGCCGUGGGCGCCCUCGUGGGCAGCCUGGUGAGUGGCUUCCUCAUCGAACGAUUCGGACGCGUGCGGCCCAUCCAGCUAUCGUCGCUAGGUUUCGUGGGCGGCUGCCUCUGCAUCGCGCUGUGCAACGCCAGCCUUCCGUGGAUGUUCGUUGGCCGCGUGCUCACCGGCUUCUGCUGCGGUCUCGUCUCGCUAGCGGUUCCCGUAUUUGUGGCCGAGAUCAGCCCACCCCACGUUCGAGGCCUCCUGGGCUCCGGCGUGCAGCUGGCCAUGACGCUGGGCGUGCUGGCCGUAUUCGUGAGCGGAAAGUGGCUCGACUGGCUGGCGCUCGCUCUGCUGUGCACCGUGUGUCCCGUGCUCAUGGCUGUCGCUAUGGCGUUCGCCGUCGAGUCCCCCCGCUGGCUGCUGUCUCACGGCCGACGCGACAAGGCGCUCGACGCUCUGCGCUUCCUGUACGGGCCGAAGAUCUGCGCCGAGGCCGAGUGCCUGACCAUCGAGUCGAGCAUACUGCGUCAGCCGACUGCCAUCGGAGACCUGUUGCAGCGCAGCUUCUCACUGCCGCUCGCCUACACGCUCCUGCUCAUGUUUUUCCAGCAGUUCUGCGGCAUCAACGUCAUCACCUUCUACGCAGUCAAGAUCUUCGAGUCGUCCGGCUCGGAUAUCUCGGCCGCCGACUGCACGAUUAUGCUGGGAGUGGUGCAAGUAAUCGCGUCGCUCGCAGCGUCGCUACUCAUCGACCGCGCGGGUCGCCGCUGCCUCAUGCUCGUCUCCUCCCUAUUUGUGACAGCCAGCCUGACGGUGUUGGGCUGCUUCUACUACUACAAGGACAUGGACAAUGGCGAAUUCCGCCAUCGCUACCGGUACGUGCCACUCGCGUCGCUCACGACAUACAUUGCCGCCUUCUGUCUCGGGAUCGGUCCGGUGCCCUGGGUCGUUAUGGGCGAGAUCCUGUCACCCAGAGCUCGCGGUUUCUCCACCGGCGUUAGCACAGCCUUCUGCUUUUUCUGCGAGUUCCUUAUUACCAAGGAGUUCCAGGACCUCGUCCACCUAUUCAACUUCUACGGUCUCUUCUGGAUGUUCGCGUUGGUCACUGUUCUGCAAGUAAUAUUCAUCUACACGUGCAUUCCAGAGACCAAGGGGAAGUCCCUCGAAGACAUCAGUCAAAUAUUUGAGAGUCCUUCAAGAGUUCGGUUCCAGCGCCACUCAACUGCAUCCUGUUCCAACUACGCCCUCCUUCGAGGGCGUCAAAGGGUAGGGAAGGUCCGCAGAAGUCGGGCCGACUUAUCCAACGGCCGUGAUCUAAACUAG